Molecule: messenger RNA, 1606 nt
Organism: Erythranthe guttata (spotted monkey flower)
Lineage: Eukaryota; Viridiplantae; Streptophyta; Magnoliopsida; Lamiales; Phrymaceae
Gene: ALC
Product: basic helix-loop-helix (bHLH) DNA-binding superfamily protein
Cellular component (GO): nucleus
Molecular function (GO): protein dimerization activity
Source: RefSeq, a predicted model, not a curated record
UACGGGUGAGCAUUAAAUUCCACGUCAUAAUCGGCAGUUUUAAACUCCGUUUCCCCCCGCCCACAAUUUUCUUUUUGCAGUCUUUUUUUGAGGUCAUAAAAACAAAUAAACCCAAACACACGCGCCUCCGUACCUCAAAAGCCGAGCUUUAUUAUUCAGACAGCUCUGCCAGAAAAAAACCAGAAAGAGUGUUGAAUUGGGUUUUCUCUCUUCUUUCUUUUCGCCAAAGUACAAAGUAGAACCCCCUUUUUUUCUUAUUCCUCUUUCUGCCCCCAAAAAGUAUUCCCAAUGGCGAAUCUGUACAACACCACCACCACCACCGCCACCGCCACCAACUACUCUCCAUCUCCUCCUCCUCCGCCGGAGCCCGAUGAAAUCUCUCUUUUCCUCCAGCAAAUUCUCCUCCGCUCUUCUUCUUCUUCUUCGUCGCCGUCGUCUUCUUCUCUCAUGCGCCGCCAGUUUUUCGCCGCUGAUAACGAUCAUCUUCUGACGGAGAAUCAAGCACCCGCACCGGCACCGGUUCCGUAUCCGGAUCCGGGUCAGAUCCAUGCACCCGACCCGGCUUCAGGCUGUAGCUUCGCGGCGGCGGCGAAUGUGUCUUCUUCUUCCGUCGGGAACUUCGAUAACGAACCAGACGAGUACGAGUAUGAAAGCGAGGAAAAUGUAGAAGCAUUGGUUGAAGAAACAAUUCCAAAACAAACAUCUUCAUCACGCACUUCUUCCAAACGUAGCAGAGCAGCUGAAGUUCACAACCUCUCUGAAAAGAGGAGGAGGAGCAGGAUUAAUGAGAAAAUGAAGGCUUUGCAAAAUCUUAUCCCUAAUUCAAACAAGACCGAUAAGGCUUCGAUGCUCGACGAAGCUAUCGAGUACCUCAAGCAACUCCAGCUACAAGUGCAGAUGUUAACUAUGAGGAAUGGAUUAAGCCUAUAUCCAAUUUGCUUGCCUGAGAUGCUGCAGCAGCAGCAGCACAGCCAAACUUCUCACAUGAGAAUGGAUAUUUUCGACACGAGCGAUAAAUUCUUAAAUACGAAUGUAUCGAAAGAAAAUUGCGUUAAGCAGGAUUUCUCGGCUACGAUUGGUCCGAAAUCUUCGUUUAAACUGGAAUAUUCCUCCCAGCAGAAUCAUUUUGGACCCUUGGAUCUGAUCUCCACCACAUCUUCUAUAGAGAAGGUGAUGCCUCGUCAUUCGCCGAACCAGGAUUAUAUUGAAAGGAGUUUGAUUGGGCACAAGGCAAUAUCUUCUAUCCCUAUCGAAACACGAAAAUCCCGAUUGAAGGAGAGUACUAUCGAAGCGUGCUUAGCUGGAGGAGACAAUCUUAUAUCGAACUUUGUCAAUAAUCCAAUGUUUUUGUCACAUUUUAAUAUGUGAAACGAAACGAAGCUUCUUCGUAUGAAAAGACAUCAAAGAGAAAGUUCGAUUUUCUCGUAUGUUUUGUUACUACCACCUAGGAAAUUUAUGUUGCUAAAAGCUAACCUUUUUUGUCCAAAUAUGCCUAUAAAAUAUAUGGUUGUUAUUUUGUAGUGUAUUAUGUGUAUUUAGUACAAAUCUGAUGAUAUGAAAAUUUCUAGGCUAUAUGAAAUAUUUUGCUUUGUGGCUUUAUGCAAAA